CGUUAGAGCAGAUUCAAGAGUCGAAGAGAGAGGAGAGGGAAAGGAGAAAUCCGUGAAAGAAGAGGCGAUGGGAACAAGCGUGUGGUGGGCAUGUGUGGCAUCGGUGUUAUUGGUAGCGGUUUGGGCGUGGAGAGGCUUGAACUGGGUUUGGCUGAAGCCGAAGAGGUUGGAGAAACGUUUGAGGGGACAGGGCUUUUCCGGCAACUCUUACAGAGUUUUGGUCGGAGAUCUUUGGCAGAGCAGCUUGAUGGACCGAGAAUCUCACUCCACUCCUCUCCAUCUCGACGCGGAUAUCGCUUCUCGUUUGAUGCCUUUCUUUCAUCACACUGUCCAAAAAUACGGGAAGAAGUGCUUCACAUGGUUUGGACCGUUCCCGAACGUGAUCAUAAUGGACCCCGAAAUUCUACGAGAGAUAUUCUCCCGACACGAACUGUGGCCGAAGCCAACGUUCAUGUCUCACGCCGAGGUGCUCGUGAGCGGUCUCGUGCUUCUCGAAGGCCAGGAAUGGUCCAAACACCGGAAGUUCCUCAAUCCUACUUUCCGUACCGAAAGCUUGAAGAAUCUGUUUCGAGGUUUCUACUGGAGUUGCGUCGAGAUGUUAGAAGAAUGGGAGAGAUUGGCGUCGGCCAACGGGUCGGUAGAGCUUGAUUCUUGGUCGUACUGCCUCGAGCUGUCGAAAAACAUGUUGGCUCGAGCUGUUUUUGGCGACACUUACAAAGAUGGAGCCAAGAUUUUCGAGAUUCAACAGGAACAUAUCGAUCUCGGUCUUCAAGUUCUUCGAUCCAUCUACAUUCCUGGAUACAGAUAUUUACCGACCAAGUUCAACAAGAGGUUGAAAGACACUGGAAGGGAGGUAAAGUCAAUGCUGAAGGCUAUGAUCAAGACGAAAGAGAUGGCGAUAGAUGCAGCAGACAAGAUCCACGACAUGGACUUGCUGUCUUCGAUGUUGGUUUCGAAUUCUAAGUUGAUCAAAGAUCAAGGACCAGCCGCGGGAUUGACGCUUGAUGACAUAGUCGGCAAUGUCGAGCAGUUCUACGAGGCAGGUCAGAGUGCAACUUCUUCUUUGUUCGUCUGGACAUUGGUUAUGCUUUGCAGACAUCAGGACUGGCAAGACAGAGCAAGGGACGAGGUUCUUCGGGUGUUCGGUAAGAAUGAGCCGGAUUUCGACGGUUUAAGCCACCUGAAAAUCGUAACGAUGAUCCUUAACGAAGUUCUGAGGCUGUAUCCACCGGCUUACUUUACAUCCCGAAUGACUAAACAAGAAAUGAAACUGGAGAAGUUCACUCUACCCGAGGGAAUCGUGGUCACAAUACCGAUGAUUCUGGUUCAUCACGAUACCGAUCUCUGGGGGAAAGACGCAAAAGAGUUCAAGCCCGAGAGGUUUGCGAAUGGGGUAGCGGCUGCAACCAACGGAAAGCUCAUCUUCUUUCCAUUCGGGUCAGGCCCUCGUGUUUGUAUCGGUCAGAACUUCUCCAUGGUUGAAGCCAAGCUCUUCCUGGUCACUCUUCUUCGGCGGUUCAGGCUGGAGAUCUCUCCUGCAUAUACUCACGCACCAUUUCCAGUUAUCACUACACUUCCUCAACACGGAGCUCAUAUAAUCAUCCGUAAACUCGAGGGAGUAUAAGGGCGAAACGGUUAAAAAAAACGUCUUCGUUCAUGCUUCUGAAAAGCUUGUAAUGGAGUUUAUCUUUCUCUAUGAUCUAUCUCGUGUCCGUUCCAUUCGGGACAUGAAGGAAUAAACAAGGUUGUAAUCAAUAUAACCGAACCUGGUUUCACGUUCA
Tarenaya hassleriana is the source of this 1781-nucleotide messenger RNA. RefSeq names its product cytochrome P450 72C1-like. Gene Ontology annotation, molecular function: heme binding; oxidoreductase activity, acting on paired donors, with incorporation or reduction of molecular oxygen; iron ion binding. The record is from RefSeq and is a predicted model, not a curated record. The transcript is spliced from 5 exons. Lineage: Eukaryota; Viridiplantae; Streptophyta; Magnoliopsida; Brassicales; Cleomaceae. Bases 68 to 1624 code for a protein of 518 amino acids.